AGGACAAGAUCCCUAUGAGCACGGGCACGGCCCCUACCAGCCCCACGAGCCGGGUUACGGUCUCUAUCAGCCGGGAUACAGCCCAUACGAUGAUCAGAUUCCCGAUCCCAAAUCCCGAACGCUGGCGAUUCAGAAUGCAAAAGCCUUUUUACUGAAGAGCAGCACGACAUCUGGCCUGAACCUAUAUGAUCAUCUUGCUAAUAUGCUAACAAAGAUCCUGGAUGAGCAGCCCCCAAAUGCAGUGGACAUAAUUGAGAAUAUCAGCAAGGAUGUGAAGUGGGCUCAGUUUCAGAAAAAAAUGGACACCCUUCGAGAUGAACCUGAGGUUCUUCCAGCAUUUGAAGCUGCAGAAAAUCGCAAAGCUUUGUUUCUCAAGGCAAAUGAAGAAGGAGAUGAAGGACUAGAAGAAGAGGUAGGAGAGAACCCUCUACCUAAUGUGAUGGAAACAGCCUUUUAUUUUGGAGAGGCUGGAGUUGGCUUGAGCAAAGAUGAAACCUAUCACAUAUUCCUUGCCCUUAAAAAACUAAUUAGUGCUCAGCCAAUCCAGACCUGUCGCUUCUGGGGCAAAAUCCUGGGCCUGGAGAUGAACUAUAUUAUAGCUGAAGUACAGUUCCGUGAGGGGGAAGGGGAAGAGGAAGAGGAAGAGGAGGAAGCAGAAGAGGAAGAAGUUACUGAGGAAGGAGAUAAAGAGAUGGAUGAGGAGGUUGAAGACGAAGAUAAGGAGAAAGAAAAAGAAUAUGAACCACCGAAGUCCACCUAUAAGCCCCCACCUGUUGUCCCAAAAGAAGCAAAUGGGACUGGGGCUAAUAAGUAUGUCUACUUUGUCUGUAAUGAGCCAGGCAAACCGUGGGUGAAGUUGCCUCCGGUGACACCAGCCCAGAUUGUCUGUGCCAGGAAAAUCAAAAAGUUCUUCACCGGUAGGCUGGAUGCUCCUGUCGUGAGCUUUCCUCCUUUCCCUGGAAAUGAGGCCAAUUACCUGCGUGCACAGAUAGCUAGGAUCUCGGCAGGAACCCAUAUCUCUCCCAUUGGAUUUUAUCAGUUUGCAGAGGAGGAAGAAGAAGAGGAGGAGGGGGGAGGAGGAAGAGAUGCAUAUGAAGAAAACCCUGAUUUUCAGCCUCUUUCUGUGGCUGAUAUGUCGGAUUCUGUCUCCAUGUGGGUACACCACGUACAGAGUAUUCUACAGCAGGGUCGCUGUACUUGGUUUAAUCUUUUUCAAAAACCAGAGGAAGAAGAAGAGGAGGAGGAGGAAAAAUCAGAGGAGCCAGAUGAACUACAGCAAGAAGUAGGACCACCUCUUCUCACUCCACUCUCUGAAGAUGAAGGAAUUCAGAACAUCCCUGCUUGGACAGCUCAGGCUUCUACAAACCUGAUCCCCCAACAUGCUGUUGCAAUCCUCCAGUCUAACCGCUGGCCCGGAGCAUAUGCCUUUGCAUCUGGCAGGAAAUUUGACAACAUUUACUUUGGCUGGGGUCACAAAUACAGCCCAGAGAACCACACUCCCGCACUGCCUCCGCCAGUGCAAGCAGAAUACCCCAGCGGGCCAGAGAUCACGGAGAGAGCUGACCCCACUCUGAAAGAGGAGCAGGCUUUCAGGGCUGCGAGGGAAGAGGCCUUAGCUGCAGCUGAGGAAGAGGAAGAGGAGGAAGAUGCUGAGGACGAUGAAGAGGAGGACGAUGAUUAA
Molecule: messenger RNA, 1681 nt
Organism: Pterocles gutturalis (yellow-throated sandgrouse)
Lineage: Eukaryota; Metazoa; Chordata; Aves; Pterocliformes; Pteroclidae
Gene: RSPH4A
Product: radial spoke head 4 homolog A (Chlamydomonas)
Exons: 6
Biological process (GO): cilium assembly; axoneme assembly; cilium movement involved in cell motility
Cellular component (GO): radial spoke; axoneme
Source: RefSeq, a predicted model, not a curated record